Messenger RNA from Centropristis striata (black sea bass), 3186 nucleotides. Its product is annotated as CD166 antigen homolog. The transcript is spliced from 16 exons. Gene Ontology annotation, biological process: cell adhesion. Gene Ontology annotation, cellular component: plasma membrane. The coding region runs from base 199 to 1860 and encodes 553 amino acids. NCBI's taxonomy places the organism in Eukaryota, Metazoa, Chordata, Actinopteri, Perciformes, Serranidae. The record is from RefSeq and is a predicted model, not a curated record.
UCUUCCAGUCUAGUCGCUUUCGGCUCUCCGUGGCCAGUUUCACCUGCACUUACCUACUGUUUGGGACUUUACACACCUCUUUUAAAACAGGACUGAUCUAUCUGCAGGACAUAUCUUUCUACAAUCCGGACAGAUUCCACUCAUCAUUAGUUGAACUCCUGAGAGGAAUCCACAGCCCCUGGCACACUCUUUGUCACAAUGAAUUGUGUUUCUUUCCUGUUGCUGACUUUCCUGAGCGCCGACACGCUUCUCCAAGUGUGGGGUACAGAAAAUGUGACUGCUUUGUACGGAGAGACCAUUGUUAUUCCAUGCAAUGGUGGAGCACCAGUUCCAGAGGAUAUCAUAUUUGUCAAGUGGAAAUACGAUAAAGAUGAUGGCACACCUGGCGAUCUGUUGAUCAAACAGGCCAGCAACGAGCAGGCCACAGUUCAGGCCACAGAUGAUUAUGCCCAGCGGGUUAGCAUCAAUGACAAGUUCAGCCUGCUCAUCACUCAGGCCUCCCUCAAAGACCAAAAGGAAUUCACCUGCAUGAUGGUGUCAGUCACCAACCUCAAGGAGUACUCCAUUUCUGUUUUUGUUUACAAGAAACCCUCUUCAGUUCAGAUUAUGGACAAGUCUAAAGCACUGCAGAAGGACAAACCAACAACGGUGGGAACUUGUGUUGCAGCAGAUGCAAACCCUCCAGCUACAAUCACAUGGGAGAAGAAUGGAAAGCCCCUGACAGCCAAUGGGAAAGCCGUUGUGAUCACCCCCAGCAUGAAGUUGGAUCCAGCCUCAGGCCUAUCCACCACCUCCUCCACCCUCCAGUAUGCAGCGUCCAAGGAGGAUGCUGCUGCAGUCUUUGCCUGUGUGUCCAACCAUGAGCUUGGCAAACAGGAGACUUACCUGGAACCUUUCACCAUUCACUAUCCAUCUGAAAAAGUCAGCCUACAAGUUUUGUCCAAGGGACCCAUUGUAGAAGGAGAUAAUGUGACAUUGAAGUGUCAUGCUGAUGGCAACCCUCCACCCAGCUCCUUCUUCUUCCACAUCAAGGCCCAGAAAAUGCUGGUGGAAAAUUCGGACACAUACACUUUGAAUGGCAUCAGCCGAGAGGCUGGGGGUGAAUACAAGUGCUCCCUAGCUGCUGAUGAGAAAAUGGAGGCCUCCCGAACAAUCGUUGUUAACUACAUCGACCUGAGUCUUACUCCCACUGGGAAGAUUGUGAAGGUAGUAGGGGACACCUUGCCUGUGAAAAUGGAGAAGAGCACCUCAGGUGACGCUGAUGUGUCAUGGACUAAGAAUGGAAGGGCAGUGAAGGAGCCAGAGUUUGGCAACUUGACCUAUGCUGAUGCAGGAUUCUAUGACUGUGAAGUUUCCAUGGCAGGCCUCAUUAAACGUCAAAGCUUUGAACUGGUUGUAGAAGGAAAGCCUGAAAUCACGAGCCUGAUCCAAAACCGUGUUGAUGAUGCCACAGUUCUGACCUGCGAGGCUGAGGGAGUACCACAACCCAGCUUCACAUGGAGCGCCAAUAGCACAACAGAAGAGAAGAUCUCCUACACCAACGGCAGGGCCACCCACAGAAUCACUCUGAUCCCCAAAGUGAAUCUGACUGUCACCUGCAGAGUCAGCAACAAGCUGGGAGAAGAUAUCAGGACCAUCAGUGUUUCCUCUGAUGUUAAGGAGGAAAGCAAGGAAGAAGAGGACCAGUCUAAAGUCAUAGUGGGAGUUGUGGCAGGGCUCAUCAUAGCUGCUGCCAUGGUGGGACUCAUCUACUGGCUUUACAUGAAGAAUUCAAGACAAGGAAGCUGGAAGACUGGUGAGAAGGAGUUGGGGACAUUAGACGAGAGCAAGAAACUAGAGGAGAACAACCAUAGUGUGUAAGGGCACUCAGAGGUGAACGCUCCCUGUUAAUGUUUCUUUGAGCAAUCCUGCUCAGGCUGUGCAGUGAUGCCUUGGAGUUUUUGGCCACUUCUUCAGGAAUAUUUGUUUGUUUGUUUGUCUUGACUUACAUCAAAUAAUGUAUAUCCUUUGUACACUUUAAUGUAAAUUAACAUUAUGUUUAUGCCCAAGCAGAGCAUGCCAAUGUUUUUUUUAUUGUUUGUUUUUGCAUUUUUCUGCAUUCUGUGUGGAAAGCCUCUCUUUGGCUGUGUUCAGAGAAAUAUACACUUCACUGCUGUAUACACCUACUGGAACCUCCUGACUGAAGUUCUAAGGUUCAUGCUAAAAUAGGUUUGGUGGCCUAUGACUUAUUUAAUACAUCAAUGUUUUUUAUGUCAACCUGUCAUUUUGUAGCUUUACUUUAUGACAGGUCAGGUGUUUUUAUGUAUUUAUAUUGUUUGUGCACCCUCCCUGAAUGGCAACACUACUGUACACAAUCUAAUUAUUUCAUUAAGGAAGGUACCAUCAAGUGUUGAAAAGGUACUGUAUGGUUCGUAUCAAGAGGAAAAUAAAGAAGAAUGCUCAAGUAAUGCGAAUUCAGUGUGGUUUCAACACUUUGUUUAAUGGAAACCUUCAUCUAGUGGGCUCAGAAAAUAGAGAAAAUGGUUAAUUAGCUUCACUUGGCCAUCACUUCUAUAUAUUAUUUGUGAUCAUUCUCUGCUGUAUUAUUAUUUUUAACUCAUUGUGUGAAGGAUAACCCAUACUGGAGACAGUGGUUGAAAUCUGUAGAUUAGAUAAGGUGCAGAAACACUCUGGCUUUACGCCGUUUAAUUUUUGGUACAUCCCACAAUACAACACUCAACUGUGUCAACAUGUUGAUAAGACACUGUUUAAUACAUUUACAUAUUUAUGACCCCAGUUGUUCUGACAGACUUGACAGAAGAAACAUCAACCUUUCACCUCAACCAUUUGCUGAUAUUUCUGAGAAUACUAAUUAUGGUUAUGACUCCUGCUGAUAGAGAUAAGUAGAGUUGUCAUCUGGCAACUCCCUUGUGGUAAUUUAUUCCUAAUGGUACUGGUUUUGUGGUGGUUUAGUUGUGGUUUAGCAAAACUCCUUGACAUGAAAGCAGUAGAUCAGCGUUUCAAAUCUGUUUUCUCAUGACUUCUGUUACUUUUCAUAAAAUCAUGUCAGCAGCAAAACCAAAGAUGGUAAGAUGAGAAGGCCAAGUAAGUUGUAAAAGUAGUGUUGUAAAUAUAGACUAUUUAUUGUUUUCUUUUUUACUGUUGCUAACAAUAAAAUGUACAUUUUGAAACAAAAUGUGUCAUGUC